AUGAGGAGCAGCAGCCUGAUGCCCGGCGCCUUCAGCGGCACCCUGCUCGAGUCCGACCUGCUCGCCGCGUCGGCGCCAGGCGGCGGCGCCCCCGCCUUCCUGGGCAGCAGCGAGGACGCGGGCGCCGCCUGCGACCCCGCCAUCUUUCUGGUGGACGACCCGGAGCCGCAGGGAGGGCCCCAGGCCGCCUCCACCACCUCGCCGCCCGGCGUCGCGCGCAACCCGGCCCACGCCUCGGCGCCCGCGCCCCACCCCGGCGCGCCGCAGCCCGCCAGCCUGAUGGUGCCGCAGGGGCCGCAGGCGGCCAGCGCCCGCGACCUGCUGCGCGAGCUGGAGAGCUCUGUGGACUUCAUCCUGCCGGGACAGUCCUUGGACAGCCUGCUGCUGGACGCGGGAGACGGCUGGCACAACUCGCCGCCGGCGCCGUCCCCCGGCACGCCCGCCGCCUGGCAGGCAACCUCCUCCUCCUUCCCCGCCAUCCCCGAGGAGGCGGAGCUGGCGCUGGCGCAGCUGCAGCUGGCGGCGCCGCUGCCGGGCGUUUCCAUGGGGGCAGACAGCCUGGGGACCCCGGCAUUCACCCUGCCGGCGCCCUCGCCCGCGUCGAUGUUUGUGCCGGUGUCCGCCCCAGCCCCCAGCCCCGCUCCCACGCCGGCGGCGGCGCCUCCGGAGCCGCUCUCCAAGCUCAAGCUGCCCGGCAGCCCCGUGGCCACCACUGACGCCGGCGGCAGCAGCAGCAACAGCGAGGCCGCCUCCCCCACCGCCUCCUCCGCCUCCUCCCUGCAAGGCCUGCCCACCGGCGGGGGCAGUGCCGCCUACCCGCGCAUCGCAUCCAUGCCCAACCUUCACCUCAGCCUGAGCGAGGCGAGCAGCGGCUCCCCGGCCCCAGCCCCGCGCAGGAGGGCGUCGGGGCGCAGCAGGGCCAUGCCCCGCUCCCACUCGCACAGCGACCUGGCCACAGGCGAGGCACAGGGCUUCACCUGCACUGCACUCGGCGAGCUGGAGCGCUACAACGUGCCGCACCUCCAGUUCCUCACGCCGCCGCACCUGCGCAAGGGCAAGGGCGGGCGCCAGCCUGCCAUCGACCCACGCCUGGACCCCUCCAUCGACCCCAAGCGCGCCCGCCGCAUCAUGGCCAACCGCCUGUCCGCCGCCAAGUCCAAGAUGAAGCAGAAGAGCGUGGCGCAGGCUGAGGCGCAGCGCGCGGAGAUGCUACGGCUGCAGCGCGAGGGGCACCUGCCGGAGGGGGAGCCAAUGGAGGUGGCCCAGGAGGCGCCCGCGCCGCGCAGCCGCUGA
This is a messenger RNA of Chlorella variabilis, 1293 nucleotides long. RefSeq lists its product as hypothetical. The record is from RefSeq and is a predicted model, not a curated record. NCBI's taxonomy places the organism in Eukaryota, Viridiplantae, Chlorophyta, Trebouxiophyceae, Chlorellales, Chlorellaceae. The transcript has 6 exons. Bases 1 to 1293 code for a protein of 430 amino acids.